ACAGCAGCAGAAAUACGAGAAGGGCUUCGCGCUCUCGGCUCGAGCUCCUCAUCAGCAGGCGCACCCUCACACUCGCUCGGACUGUGCACCCGAAUUCCUGCUGGUCAAGAUCCAUGGCAGCGCGGGCUAUGGCCGUGGCUGGCCCUGUUGCUUUGGUGGGCUCGGGCUGCACAGCAUUUCACGCGAAGGAGUCGUGCAAGCGAGCGGUAGCUGUCAGUGCGUCAGCGACCGCGUCUCCAUCAUCGUCCUCGUUCUCUUCGUGUCGUGUCGAGCGCGUGCUCUCUCCAGGCUUGCUUCAGAACAAUUCAUGGCAGCCAGCAGCGACUAGCGUUGCGUGGAUCUGCCCUCGUUCCACGGACGGCUUCCAAUUGCGAGCCGCAGCGUCCGACGCAGAAAUUCCCGAGGAGAUUUUGGAGGAUUCCAAGUUCGUUCCAUUGAACGAUGACGAUCCGCGAUUCGGCCCGGCCGUGUUGUUCCUGCUCGGGUUUGGAAACAACCAGGGUGCCCAGGUCCUGGAAAUGCUGCGCGAAAUGGAGGGGGAUUUUUUGAAGGUCGUGCUCUGUACUCCGGAGAUGAUCAAGGGAACUUUAGGCCAAGCUGUGAACACUCCGCAGCCAGAUAUUACUACCGUCCGGGUCGCCAAAGGGCUACCUCCAAUUUGCUUCCUCUCAGGCUUGACGGGCGAAGAGAUCAUGAUGCUGAUUCAAGCCUUCCGUGAUUCCGGCAUGGAGGACACUGUGUUUGCAGCCCAUGUGCCCAAGAACACAGACAAGUCACUCGAGGAACUCAUUGAAGAGAUUAUGGGGGAUCAUGAACGAUUGUCCAAGGCUAGAGAACCGACCCCAGCAUGAGAAUACAAUUUUCUGUCUACUCCAUGAGCCAUGUAAAGCACGCGCCUUGGAGAUAGAUCAUCGGAAUCAAGCUGGUCCAUCAAACUGUAACACCAAAGAUGCUCAGGCCAGGAUCCAGUCGUUCAACAACAGGGGGACGUCGACAGAUGGCCAACAGGUGCAAAGAAUGCUAUGCCAACAUAAAUUUUGGAGUACACAUCGGUUUCGAACCAGUCAAAAUUGUACAGGUGGACCAUUCUGUCAUCAGAGGAAACUGGGAUUGACGUGAAACAUGAUCUUUAUGUAGAUACAUUGAUAAGUGAAACAAUUUGUGGUGUCUCAAGACUCCAUGGCCCUUCCUAG
Marchantia polymorpha subsp. ruderalis is the source of this 1193-nucleotide messenger RNA. The record is from the annotation of a GenBank genome assembly. NCBI's taxonomy places the organism in Eukaryota, Viridiplantae, Streptophyta, Marchantiopsida, Marchantiales, Marchantiaceae.